AUGGCGCUCGACAACUACUACCAUAAUAAGAUUGAGGCGAUGCAGCUGGAGAUCCUCAAGGGUCAAGCUGUACUCCGUCGUCUCGAAGCCCAACGAAAUGACUACAACUCGCGGGUACGUCUGCUUAGGGAAGAGCUGGGGCUCCUACAACAACCGGGCUCGUACGUCGGAGAGGUGGUCAAGGUUAUGGGCACGAAGAAGGUCUUGGUUAAGGUACAUCCGGAAGGGAAAUAUGUUGUCGAUGUUGCCGACUCGGUCGAUGUCACGAAGCUCACCGUUGGCAAGCGGGUGACACUUCUUUCCGACUCAUACAAGCUCGAGAAAAUCCUCCCAUCAUCCGUUGAUCCACUCGUCUCCCUCAUGAUGGUCGAGAAGGUACCCGACAGCACUUACGACAUGAUUGGUGGUUUGGAUCAACAAAUCAAGGAAAUCAAGGAAGUCAUUGAGCUCGGGCUCAAACAUCCCGAGCUUUUCGAGUCGCUCGGAAUCGCCCAACCCAAGGGCGUGCUCCUUUACGGCCCCCCCGGUACCGGGAAGACCCUUCUAGCCCGUGCCGUGGCCCAUCACACCGACUGCAAGUUCAUCCGAGUGUCGGGUUCUGAAUUGGUGCAAAAGUAUAUUGGUGAGGGCAGUCGCAUGGUGCGUGAGCUAUUCGUGAUGGCGCGCGAGCAUGCGCCAAGCAUCAUCUUCAUGGACGAGAUUGACUCCAUCGGCUCGUCCCGCGUUGAAGGCUCAUCGGGUGGUGACUCCGAAGUCCAACGCACCAUGCUAGAACUCCUAAACCAGCUCGAUGGUUUCGAGCCCACAAAAAACAUCAAGGUCAUCAUGGCCACAAACCGCCUCGAUAUCUUAGACCCCGCUCUCCUUCGGCCCGGGCGUAUCGACCGCAAGAUUGAGUUCCCACCACCGAGCGUUGAGGCCCGCGCCGAUAUCUUGCGCAUUCACAGCCGCAAGAUGAACCUGACCCGCGGCAUCAACCUUACAAAGAUUGCUGAGAAGAUGAAUGGGUGUUCCGGCGCAGAGCUCAAGGGCGUCUGUACCGAGGCCGGAAUGUACGCCCUGCGCGAGCGCCGCGUCCACGUCACCCAAGAGGACUUUGAGCUUGCCACAGCCAAGAUCCUGAACAAGCACGACGACAAGGAAGUAUCGCUGGCCAAGCUCUGGCGCUAA
Dichotomopilus funicola is the source of this 1170-nucleotide messenger RNA. RefSeq names its product P-loop containing nucleoside triphosphate hydrolase protein. Gene Ontology annotation, biological process: proteasome-mediated ubiquitin-dependent protein catabolic process. The record is from RefSeq and is a predicted model, not a curated record. The coding region runs from base 1 to 1170 and encodes 389 amino acids. NCBI's taxonomy places the organism in Eukaryota, Fungi, Ascomycota, Sordariomycetes, Sordariales, Chaetomiaceae. Gene Ontology annotation, molecular function: ATP hydrolysis activity; ATP binding; proteasome-activating activity. The transcript is spliced from 2 exons. Gene Ontology annotation, cellular component: proteasome regulatory particle, base subcomplex.